UUUGCAGGACGCCAUCUGGAUCUGUUCUUGGUACUAUUUGGGCUACAGCUACCGUUCAUUUCAUCCUGCCCUAUAAACUGUGUUUGCUAUCCUUCACCUAUGACUGUAAGCUGCCAAGCCCAUAACUUUGCAGCCAUACCUGAAGGUAUCCCAGAGAUCAGUGAGAGGAUUUUCCUGCAAAACAACCAGAUCACCAUGCUCCUCAGAGGGCACUUCAGCCCUUCUUUGGUGACUCUGUGGCUCUACUCCAACAACAUUACCUUCAUAGACCCAGACACUUUUGAAGGUUUUGACAACCUUGAAGAGCUGGACUUGGGGGAUAAUCGCUACUUAAGAGCUCUAGCAGCAGAAACUUUUCAAGGAUUGUUUAGACUUCAUGCUUUAUAUUUGUAUAAAUGUGGGCUCAGUUCUUUGCCCAGUGGGAUAUUUAAUGGCCUUCACAGCUUACAGUUUCUUUAUCUGCAGGACAACCACAUAGAGUUUCUACAGGAUGACAUUUUUGUAGAUUUAGUAAACCUAAGUCACCUAUUUCUUCAUGGCAACAAGCUCUGGAGUCUUCAUCAAAAUACAUUUAAAGGGCUGGUUAACCUGGACCGGCUUUUAAUCCAUCAGAAUCAGCUUCAGUGGGUCCACAGAAGUGCAUUCCAUGAUCUUAAGAGGCUUACCAUGCUUUUCCUUUUUAAUAACAGCAUAUCAGAACUGCAAGGAGAGUGUUUGGCCCAUCUCUCUGCUCUUGAGUUUCUUAGGCUUAAUGGUAACCCAUGGGACUGUAGUUGCAAGGCUAGAUCUCUGUGGGAAUGGUUACGUCGAUUUAGAGGUUCCAGUUCAAGUGUUAUAUGUGAGUCACCUGAUGAAAUGGAAGGUCGAGACUUAAAACUUCUAACAGCCGAAGACUUUAUGCACUGUUCAAGUUCAGAAUCUCUUCAUCAGAUCUAUCAUACAUUUAGUACAACACACCAGAUAGCACAUAAAGGGCAUCAUUCUCAUCAUUCCUCCAAGGAAAAAGGAAAGGAGUUAGAAAUUGGUCUGCAUCAAAAUGAGCCAGCUGCUCCAGAUCCUCCAGACCCGCGCUCAGGAUCUAGAAAACCAGGAAAGAACUGUACCAGCCACAAAAAUAGGAACCGUAUUUCCAAACCGGUAUCUGGAAAGAGUGUGCAUGAUCUUCAGGAUUAUCCACCCGAUUACCUUCACAAAUUUAAUUUCGGAACCAUGCCUACUGCUUCCACAAAGAGAAAGACCAAAUGUACAAGGAGGACGCCGAACAGGAUACCAAGUGGAGUACAGCAGGCAGCAGGCAAUAGGAGUGAGGGGGUCAGAGUGUCCUUGCUGCUUUUCCUCUUGGUGUUAGCUGUCAUAGUACGCUGAUCCUUUGUGGAAGGACUUCUAGCCACUGCCACCCCUUUGCAAAGGACCAGCAUUUUUUUUUUUUUAUUCUUCUUUAGCGAUAUGCGGUGGUUUCUUUAAGGUCGAGGAAUGAAUGUGGCUUCUGGUGGUCUCCUGGCUUUUCUCUGUGGAUUAUGGAUGCAUCAGAAGUUUGGGGGGAGCAUUAUCACAAUUCAACCACAUGCAGCCCCAACUUUGCACGUACAAAGGGCAAAACCUUUUAAAAGAAUUAGCAAAAAAUGUCAUCUUAUCAAUUUUUGUUAACAAGUGGACAUACAAAAUAAGGCAUUCAGAUCCUUUUGUUUAAGAAAAUAUAUUGUUUGGCCCUGGAUGAAAAGAAGGAACAAAAUUAGACCACAUGUGAGACAUUGUGUAAAUGGUGA
Bombina bombina (fire-bellied toad) is the source of this 1766-nucleotide messenger RNA. It is a transcript of the gene RTN4RL1, whose product is annotated as reticulon 4 receptor like 1. The transcript has a single exon. The record is from RefSeq and is a predicted model, not a curated record. NCBI's taxonomy places the organism in Eukaryota, Metazoa, Chordata, Amphibia, Anura, Bombinatoridae. Gene Ontology annotation, cellular component: plasma membrane. The annotation marks the transcript as partial. Gene Ontology annotation, molecular function: protein binding.